Messenger RNA from Anneissia japonica, 582 nucleotides. RefSeq names its product 40S ribosomal protein S14. Lineage: Eukaryota; Metazoa; Echinodermata; Crinoidea; Comatulida; Comatulidae. The transcript is spliced from 4 exons. The record is from RefSeq and is a predicted model, not a curated record. Gene Ontology annotation, biological process: ribosomal small subunit assembly; translation; maturation of SSU-rRNA from tricistronic rRNA transcript (SSU-rRNA, 5.8S rRNA, LSU-rRNA). Gene Ontology annotation, molecular function: mRNA 5'-UTR binding; structural constituent of ribosome; small ribosomal subunit rRNA binding. Bases 41 to 496 code for a protein of 151 amino acids. Gene Ontology annotation, cellular component: ribosome; cytosolic small ribosomal subunit.
AUUAUUGCUUUGAAAUUAUUUUUUUCCCUCCUCACUUAGCAUGGCUCCAAGAAAGGGAAAGCAACAGAAGGAAGAAGUUCAAGUUCAGCUUGGUCCACAAGUCCCAGAAGGCGAGAAUGUCUUUGGCGUCGCACACAUUUUUGCGUCAUUCAAUGACACCUUUGUGCAUGUAACUGAUUUGUCAGGAAAGGAAACCAUCUGCCGUGUGACUGGCGGUAUGAAGGUGAAAGCCGACCGUGAUGAAGCUUCUCCGUACGCUGCUAUGUUGGCAGCUCAAGAUGUUGCAGCUAGAUGCAAAGAAAUAGGGAUUACUGCACUUCACAUUAAACUCAGGGCUACUGGUGGUAACAAAACAAAGACUCCUGGUCCAGGUGCUCAAUCAGCCCUGAGAGCUUUAGCAAGGUCUGGGAUGAAGAUCGGACGUAUCGAGGAUGUUACUCCCAUUCCAUCAGACAGUACCCGCAGAAAGGGUGGACGACGAGGACGUCGAUUGUAGAAGUUGAGAUGUGAUAAUAGUUGUAUAUCAUAUGUGUGAUUUGGUACAUUCAGUCAUGUAAUUAAAACUGCUGUAUGAGAACCAAA